GCGCAAAUCUUCGAGUUGAAAGAAAAAGAGGGAAAACGAAACGUUUUCUGUGAUUUUUGCCGCCGUUUUCAGUUCGUACAGGUAACAAGUGACGUUCACGAUGGCUUCGACGUCAGGUGGAGCGGCGGGGAAGCCUCAGCGGAUCCCAAAAGUGGCGAAGGUGAAGAACAAGAUGCCGGCCCCGGUACAGAUCACAGCUGAGCAGCUGCUGAGGGAAGCCAAGGAGAGGGAGCUGGAGGUUCUGCCACCGCCACCGAAGCAGAAGAUCUCAGAUGAGGAGGAGCUGAAGGAAUAUCAGCUCAGGAAGAGGAAGGAAUUUGAGGACAACAUCAGAAAGAACCGAGGGCUGAUUGGAAACUGGCUGAAGUAUGCCCAGUGGGAGGAGAGUCAGAAGGAACUGGACAGGGCGCGCUCGGUGUACGAGCGUGCGAUCGACGUGGAGCACCGUAACAUCACCCUGUGGCUGAAGUACUCGGAGAUGGAGAUGAAAAACAGACAGGUGAACCACGCCCGAAACGUGUUCGACCGCGCCAUCACCAUCCUCCCCAGGGCAAACCAGCUCUGGCUGAAGUAUGUGUACAUGGAGGAGAUGCUGGUGAACACCGCUGGGUGCAGACAGGUGUUUGAGAGGUGGAUGGAGUGGGAACCUGAGGAACAGUAUUGGCACCAGUAUGUCAACUUUGAGCUGAGGUUCAAGGAGAUCGACAGAGCUCGGACCAUCUACGAGAGAUUCGUCAUGGUGCAUCCAACGGUUCAGAACUGGAUCAAGUACGCCCGGUUCGAGGAGCGACACGGCUUCACGGCCAGCUCGCGCAAGGUGUUCGAGAGGGCCGUGGAGUUCUUCGGGGAGGACCACAUGGACGAGAAACUUUACGUGGCCUUCGCUAAGUUUGAGGAGCAUCAGAAGGAGCAUGACCGGGUGCGAGUGAUCUACAAGUACGCGCUGGACCGGAUCCCCAAGCAGGAGGCGCAGGACCUGUUCAAGAGCUACACCAUCCAUGAGAAGAAGUACGGAGACAGGGCCGGCAUCGAGAACGUCAUCGUCAGCAAACGCAAGUUCCAGUAUGAAGAGGAAGUGAAGGCGAACCCCAACAACUACGACGCGUGGUUUGACUACCUGCGGCUGCUGGAGAGCGAUGGAACGGUGGAUCAGGUGCACGAGGUGUACGAGCGAGCCAUCGCGAACGUGCCCCCCACCCCCGAGAAGCGGUUCUGGCGCCGCUACAUCUACCUCUGGAUCAACUACGCCCUGUACGAGGAGCUGGAGGCCAAGGACAUGGAAAGGACACGUAUGGUGUACAAGGCCUGCCUAGAAGUCAUUCCACACAAAAAGUUCACCUUUGCGAAGAUCUGGCUGCUGUGCGCCCAGUUCGAGAUCCGACAGAAGAACCUUGCCGGGGCGCGGCGGGUGCUAGGCAACGCCAUCGGCCGCUGCCCGAAGGACAAGCUGUUCAAGGGCUACAUCGAGCUGGAACUGCAGCUGCGAGAGUUCGACCGCUGCCGCAUCCUGUACGAGAAGUUUCUGGAGUUCGGCCCUGAGAACUGCACCUCCUGGAUCAAGUUUGCGGAGCUUGAGACGAUCCUGGGAGACGUUGAGCGGGCGCGGGCGAUCUACGAGCUGGCCAUCAGCCAACCCAAGCUGGACAUGCCCGAGAUGUUGUGGAAGUCUUACAUCGACUUUGAGAUCGAGCAGGAGGAGCCGCAGAGGGUGCGCGAGCUGUACGGGAGGCUGCUGGAGAGGACGCAGCACGUCAAGGUUUGGAUCAGUUAUGCGAAGUUUGAGCUGUCGGUUGCCGGGGACGACAUGGCUGCCAGGGCAAGGAAGAUAUUUGAGCAGGGCAACCGAUCUCUGCGGAGCUGUGAGGAGAAGGAGGAGAGGCUGAUGCUGCUGGAGGCCUGGAGAGAUGUGGAGGAGGAGGCUGGGACUGCGGAGAGUCUGGAGAAGGUGAACAAACUGAUGCCCAAACGGGUCAAGAAGAGGAGGAAGGUCCAGACAGAAGAUGGGAUGGAUGCUGGAUGGGAGGAGUACUACGACUACAUCUUCCCAGAGGAUGAGGCCAACCAGCCCAACCUCAAGCUGCUGGCCAUGGCCAAGAGAUGGAAGGAGCAGAAGGAGAGGGUGGAGGAGGAGGAGGAGGGGGGGAGUACCAGUGGUGAUGAGGAAGAUGAUGAUGAUGAGAAACAGGAUGGAGGAGAGAGAGGUGCUGCUGGGAUGUUGGCGAUGGCCAAACAGUGGAAGAAGCAGCGAAAUGCUGACGAGAUCGACAUCAGCGGCAGUGAUGAGGAGGGGAGCGCGGAAGGGGGAGAUGUGAGCAGAGGGAAGACCACAAAACAGCUGCGGAAGCAGAAGGAUCCUGACAAAGACAGCAGCAGUGAAGAGGAGACAAGGGAGAGGAAGAAGGAAGGAAGAGCAGAGAGAGAAGACAGCCCAGACAGCUCGAGUAGUAGCAGUAGUGAAGAUGAAGAUAGACAGAAGAAAGGAAAGAGGAGAAAACGUGCGAGUAGCAGCAGUAGCAGUAGUAGUAGUAGUAGUUCUGAGGAGGAAGAUGAGACAGAGAGAGACAAGGAGAGGAGGAGGAGGAUUGAGGGUGGGCAGGAUGAAGAUGCUGACACGGACAUCAGUGAUGAGGAUGACUGAUGCUUGUCAGUCAUUUCCAGUUUGUCAGUUACUCCCCCUUUCCACCGGAAGCUGUGACCCCUGAGCAGUAUAAGAUUCUUCAAUGAAUUUCAUAGAUGGAGAACAAAUUCUUUUUGUGUUUUGUCGUAGAACUGUGUACCUAAACAACUUUCGGGUGCAGAUACAUA
Branchiostoma floridae (Florida lancelet) is the source of this 2805-nucleotide messenger RNA. Its product is annotated as crooked neck-like protein 1. Gene Ontology annotation, molecular function: protein binding. The record is from RefSeq and is a predicted model, not a curated record. The transcript has 17 exons. NCBI's taxonomy places the organism in Eukaryota, Metazoa, Chordata, Leptocardii, Amphioxiformes, Branchiostomatidae. The coding region runs from base 101 to 2638 and encodes 845 amino acids. Gene Ontology annotation, biological process: mRNA splicing, via spliceosome; spliceosomal complex assembly. Gene Ontology annotation, cellular component: post-mRNA release spliceosomal complex; Prp19 complex; precatalytic spliceosome.